This is a messenger RNA of Meira miltonrushii, 1563 nucleotides long. RefSeq names its product glycerol kinase. The coding region runs from base 1 to 1563 and encodes 520 amino acids. Gene Ontology annotation, molecular function: glycerol kinase activity. Gene Ontology annotation, biological process: glycerol-3-phosphate biosynthetic process; glycerol metabolic process; triglyceride metabolic process. The record is from RefSeq and is a predicted model, not a curated record. Lineage: Eukaryota; Fungi; Basidiomycota; Exobasidiomycetes; Exobasidiales; Brachybasidiaceae. Gene Ontology annotation, cellular component: mitochondrion. The transcript has a single exon.
AUGUCUGACGCUGAAUUGAUCGGAUCAAUCGAUGCAGGUACAACAUCUGUUCGCUUUAUCAUCUUUGAUGAAUUCGGUCAAAUUCAAGCCAAACAUGGAAUGGAAUUCACACAAUAUUAUGAACAACCGGGUUGGCAAGAACAAGAUGCACAUGAAAUGUAUGAUAGGAUCGUUCAAUGUAUCGGAACAGCUAUCGUGAAAUUAGAACAACUUGGACGAUAUACACGUGAACAAAUCAAAGUCAUCGGUGUGACAAAUCAACGUGAAACGACUGUUGUUUGGGAUAAAGAAACAGGAAGAGCAUUAACAAGAGCAAUCGCAUGGCCAGAUGCACGUACGACCGCAGUCGUAAAACAAUUAGCAAAAAGUCAUCCAAAAGGUGUAAAUGCGAUAAAAAAGGAAACAGGAUUACCUCUUUCUACCUAUUUUGCUGCCGUCAAAUUACGUUGGAUGUUGGAAAAUAUACCUGAAGUGAAGGAAGCACACGAUGAAAAGAGAAUGUUAUUCGGUACGAUGGAUUCAUGGAUAAUCUAUAAUCUUACCGGCAGAAAGGUACACGUAACGGACGCAAGUAAUGCUUCACGUACAAUGUUGAUGGAUUUGCGUAAAUUGGAAUGGGAUCCCACUUUGUGCGAAUUCUUUGGUGUGAAUAUGGACAUCUUGCCUACCAUAAAAAGUUCAUCGGAAGUAUAUGGUCAAGUAGAAUCUGGAUUAUUAAAAGGAGUAGAAAUUGCGGGCAUGGCCGGUGACCAAAUGGCUGCUCUAGUUGGACAAAAAGCAUUAUCGCCUGGUGAUGCAAAGAAUACGUACGGAACAGGCGCUUUCUUAUUAUACAAUACAGGCUCAAAGAUUGUUCAUUCUGAGCGUGGUCUUUUGUCAACCAUUGCUUAUCAACCCGGUCCAAAUACCGCUCCAGUGUAUGCUUUAGAAGGUUCAAUUGCCGUUGCCGGCUCUGCUGUCAAAUGGUUACGUGAUCAAAUGGGAUUGAUCAAAGAAUCAAAUGAUGUCGGCAUUGAAGCGGCAAAAGUGGAAGAUUCUGGUGGCAUUUAUUUUGUUACUGCAUUUGCCGGUUUAUUAUCUCCCGUUUGGGAUUCUUCUGCUCGAGGAACGAUUGUUGGUAUUACCGGAUAUACUACGAAAGAGCACGUUUGUCGUGCAACUUUGGAAGCUGUUUGUUACCAAACGGAAGCUGUCGUACGAAACAUGGCCGAAGAGAGUGGCGUGAAUAUCAAGAAUUUGCACGUAGACGGCGGAAUGGUGAACAGUGAUGAAGGAAUGCAAAUUCAAGCUGAUAUUCUUGGUAUAACCGUAACCCGACCAGAAAUGCGUGAAACAACAGCUUUGGGAUCUGCACUAUUAGCAGGCGCUGCAAAAGGAAUGUUUGGGUGGAAGUUGGAUGACCCUGAAACAUUUAAGAAUGUUAAUACAAAGAAUGGCGAUCAAUUCACGCCAAGAAUUGACGAUAUUCAAAGACGAAAAAUGAUUCGGGGUUGGGAACGUGCAGUCGUUCGAGCAAAAGGAUGGGAAGAAGAAGGAGAUGGUGAAUUAAAUGUAAAACCUUGA